Exaiptasia diaphana is the source of this 784-nucleotide messenger RNA. RefSeq names its product caveolin-1. The transcript has 2 exons. The record is from RefSeq and is a predicted model, not a curated record. NCBI's taxonomy places the organism in Eukaryota, Metazoa, Cnidaria, Anthozoa, Actiniaria, Aiptasiidae. Gene Ontology annotation, molecular function: molecular adaptor activity. Gene Ontology annotation, biological process: caveola assembly. Gene Ontology annotation, cellular component: caveola. Bases 106 to 558 code for a protein of 150 amino acids.
UAAGUAACUUCUAGAAGUCAAACGAGAACUUAGUUGUGCCGGUUAUCUUGUAAACACUAACGUGAGCGCUCCUGUAAACGGUUAUUCUCAAGUCUUGAGGUURCGAUGUCGACGUCUGCUGGCGAUGUAAGCGUUGAGAUACGUGGUAGCGAGAAGCAGUUGAACCAUGGUCAUCAAUUAAACCUUGGAGACAGAGAUCCAACACAAAUGAACGACCACGUGCGGGUCUUCUACCAAGACGUMUUCGCUGAACCCGAAGGCACACAUAGUAUCGACGGAGUUUGGAAAGCCAGCUUCAAAUCCUUCGUUUCCACAAAGUACUGGUGUUACCGUAUUCUAACAGCCAUCUUUGGUAUUCCAACUGCCAUCUUGUGCGGUUGUUACUUUGCUUGUCUCAGUUUUGACUACAUCUGGUGCAUAAUGCCGUGUCUCAAGGGCUAUCUCAUUGAGUURCAAUGCCUUGGCAAAGUCUGGGGAAUGUGUGUACGGACAUUUGCUGAUCCCUUCUUUGAGUCUGUAGCGAAAGUUUUCUCUGGAAUCAAGAUUACUAGAGGAUAGCAUUUUUGAACACUUUUUUACUGAAACGUAAUUCAUUUUUUUAUGUCAUUAAUUAGUUUAUAAGGUAUCGUUUUUUUUAUUGUUAUUAUUUUAAAACAUCUUUAAAAAACAUUUUGUUUGACGAUUUGCACCCUUACAGAACCACCACUGAAUGAAACUUUGAUAUAUAACGCGCGCUCUAUGAUUGGCUGAUGACCGUCUUUAUAUCAAAGACAGAGACACCGGC